AUGCCACCGGUAGCGGGAGUAAUAGAUGUCAUGAAGAACGAUACUAUAAGAGACACAGCUACCAAUGAAAAACAAACGAUCAUAGAGGACUCUCAAAUGGAUGACACGUCGCAAUCUUCGAGUGACGACAAGACAAGUGAUCCGCAAAACAUUCCUCGUCAGUUGGAAAUCGAAGACCAAGGGACAGCCUCGCAAGACGAAACUACCCCUUCGUUACCAAUGCACGAUCAUCAUACUCAGCAACUAGAAGAACGCGUCAGAGAGUUGGAGACCAAGCUAGCUACCCUCUCGCUUCUUUUGGCGCCACAGAAGCGAAAGCGUCGUCUGUCACAAAACAUUCUCGGCAGUACUUCACCGCCCACCACGCCACCGUCAGCUGACGAAUCGCCAUUUCACCCCAUUCUUGACUCUCCUGCUCCUCUGCGCAUUCCCAUUUCGGAUCACAAGCGAAAUCUUAGCUAUCAAAUACUGCAUGAAGGCAAUAUUUUGCCUAAUGAAAUCAUGACGCCUGAUAGUGAAACGGAUUUGAAAGUUGAUCGUGGCAAUACUAGUAUUACCCCCAAGACUAUUUCCGAAGAGCACUUUGCUACUGCCUUGAAGUUAACCACUCCGGCAGACCUCAAAGAAAACAAAGAGCGUCCGACUCCCAAACACUUGGAUUUGGACACUCCCAAGAAUGGGGUCAAGACCGACAUGAUUAAGAGCAAAUGGCUCGAAUACCUGAAUAGCUUUCAAGAAUCGAACUAUGAUGUUGAUUUGCAAAUGGAAGAAUUUGUCAAAAUUCCAGGAGCGGUGGAAUCCUUGCUUGGAUUUGGUUUUUGGAUCUGCGUCGAUUCCUUCCUUUACGUCUUGACGGUUUUACCCAUUCGAUUCAUUUGGAGUAUUUUGUUGCUGUUGCGGUACGGGAUCAUUCGAACUUUCAAACAGGAGGUCCCAGUGGGUCCCUUUCGAUUUCACCGGAGACACUCCUAUCAAUUGAUUCAAGUCGCUAUCAUAUACACAAUCUACAGGUUCAUUCUUCUCCCCAUCAGUAUUGGGAAAUUGUAUCACUGGAUUCGAGGACAAGCUAUGAUUAAGCUGUAUGUGAUUAUUGCCAUGCUGGAGGUAUUUGAUCGGCUGUUGUCUUCGUUGGGGCAGGAUUGUUUGGAAUCAUUGUAUUGGAAUACCACGAGACGACCGCGAAGUUCUCGUCUGUUUGUAUCGGUCGCAGUGGUGCUAGUGUACACGACGCUUCAUAGUUUCCUAUUGUUUGUCCAUGUCGCCACUUUGAAUGUGGCCAUGAAUUCAGAUGACCAGGCUCUAUUGAGUUUGUUGAUUGGUGGAAACUUUGCCGAAAUCAAAUCGACGGUCUUCAAAAAAUACAACAAAGCCACCUUGUUCAAGAUUACAGCCAGUGAUAUUUGCGAACGAUUUAAAUUGGCCCUCUUCUUGACAUUGGUGCUUCUGCUCAACAUGUCCCAAGGAAUGGAUACAACCAUGGUGAUGAAUUACUUUCACAUGUGCGCGAUAGUUUGGGCGGCAGAGUGGUUGUCGGAUUGGAUUAAACAUUCCUUUAUCACCAAAUUCAAUUACAUUUCCAGUGGAAUCUACCCCGAAUAUGGACUGCUACUGGCUGGAGACUUUAAUGGAAUUGGUCAUGAGGGCGUCAAUAUGGAUCACUCACACGCAGUGGUCAAGCGACUGGGAUUUGCGCAAAUGCCUCUGGUCUGUGUCUUGUUUCGGUAUCUCCAGGAAGCCUACAAGUAUGCGACCUAUGACAAUUGCCCUUCCAAUUUGGUGAUUGGACUGGUGUUGGUUAGCAUAUGGUUUGUUUUGUUGCUGUGCAAGCAAGUACUGGGCAGCGUUCUGCGCCGCAUCUCGCAUCAAAAGUUAAAAGCAGCCCCUGAAUUCUGCUCGAACAAUGCUAAGGUGGCGAAACGAAAAGUGGCAUAA
Cylindrotheca closterium is the source of this 1932-nucleotide messenger RNA. NCBI's taxonomy places the organism in Eukaryota, Bacillariophyta, Bacillariophyceae, Bacillariales, Bacillariaceae. The record is from the annotation of a GenBank genome assembly.